AUCCACCACCAGUCGAGAAAGAAAGAGAUCAGAGAAAGAGUAAAUAAAAUAUGGGGAAGUUCGUGAGAAGGGGUUGGGUGGUGGCGUGUGUGAUGGUGUUAUUGAUGUCGACGCAAGUGUUGGGAAGAUUGUCAGGUACUGGUCAUGGUAGUGGCAAAAGCCGACGUCAUAAACAUGGAGGAGGAAGUGUUGGUGUUGGUGCAGGUGCCGGAGGUGGUGCUAGCGGUGGCAUUGGAGUCGGAGGCAGAGUAGGUGGAGGAGGAGGUGUUGGCGGAGGUGCAGGUGGUGGUGUUGGAGCCGGGGGAGGAAUUGGUGGUGGAGCAGGCGGUGCCAUUGGAGGUGGUGCAGGAGGAGGAGCUGGUGGAGGUGGCAAUGUUGGUGGCGGUGGAAAAGGCUGUGGCGGUAAAGGUGGUGGUAAAGGUGGUGGAGCCGGAGGAGGAGUUGGUGUUGGUGGCGGAAUUGGAGGAGGUGUAGGUGGUGGAGUCGGAGGAGGUGCUGGCGGUAGUGGGAGUGGAGGUGGUAGUGUUGGUGGAGGAAGACGUGGCAGUGGUGAAACUGGUGGGGGCGUAGGAGCUGGAGGAGGAGCUGGUGGAAGCGUAGGAGCCGGAGGAGGAGGUGUAGGAGUUGGUGGUGGAGGAGGUAUAGGCGGUGGUGUAGGAGGUGGAGUCGGUGGUGCUAUUGGAGGUGGAGGUAGUGCUGGUGGUGUUGUUGGAGGGGGUGCUGGAGGAGGUGUCGGAGGUGGAGUUGGCGGUGGAGGUAGUGGUGGAGCUAGAGCUGGAGGAGGAGCUGGUGGUAGUGUUGGAGCCGGAGGAGGUGUAGGAGUUGGUGGUGGAGGAGGUGGAGUCGGUGGUGCUGCUGGAGGUGGAGUCGGUGGUGCUGCUGGAGGUGGAGGUAGUGCUGGUGGUGCUGUUGGAGGGGGUGCCGGAGGAGGUACCGGAGGUGGAGUUGGCGGUGGAGGUAGUGGUGGAGCUAGAGCUGGAGGAGGAGCUGGUGGCGGAGCUGGAGCCGGAGGAGGAGCUGGUGGUAGUGUUGGAGCCGGAGGAGGUGUAGGAGUUGGUGGUGGAGGAGGUAUAGGCGGUGGUGUAGGAGGUGGAGUCGGUGGUGCUGUUGGAGGUGGAGGUAGUGCUGGUAGUGCUGGUGGUGUUGUUGGAGGGGGUGCUGGAGGAGGUGCCGGAGGUGGAGUUGGCGGUGGAGGUAGUGGUGGAGCUAGAGCUGGAGGAGGAGCUGGUGGUAGUGUUGGAGCCGGAGGAGGUGUAGGAGUUGGUGGUGGAGGAGGUAUAGGCGGUGGUGUAGGAGGUGGAGUCGGUGGUGCUGCUGGAGGUGGAGUCGGUGGUGCUGCUGGAGGUGGAGGUAGUGCUGGUGGUGUUGUUGGAGGGGGUGCUGGAGGAAGUGCCGGAGGUGGAGUUAGUGGUGGAGGUAGUGGUGGAGCUAGAGCUGGAGGAGGAGCUGGUGGUAGUGUUGGAGCCGGAGGAGGUGUAGGAGUUGGUGGUGGAGGAGGUAUAGGCGGUGGUGUAGGAGGUGGAGUCGGUGGUGCUAUUGGAGGUGGAGGUAGUGCUGGUGGUGUUGUUGGAGGGGGUGCUGGAGGAAGUGCCGGAGGUGGAGUUAGUGGUGGAGGUAGUGGUGGAGCUAGAGCUGGAGGAGGAGCUGGUGGUAGUGUUGGAGCCGGAGGAGGUGUAGGAGUUGGUGGUGGAGGAGGUGGAGUCGGUGGUGCUGCUGGAGGUGGAGUCGGUGGUGCUGCUGGAGGUGGAGGUAGUGCUGGUGGUGCUGUUGGAGGGGGUGCCGGAGGAGGUGCCGGAGGUGGAGUUGGCGGUGGAGGUAGUGGUGGAGCUAGAGCUGGAGGAGGAGCUGGUGGCGGAGCUGGAGCCGGAGGAGGAGCUGGUGGUAGUGUUGGAGCCGGAGGAGGUGUAGGAGUUGGUGGUGGAGGAGGUAUAGGCGGUGGUGUAGGAGGUGGAGUCGGUGGUGCUGUUGGAGGUGGAGGUAGUGCUGGUAGUGCUGGUGGUGUUGUUGGAGGGGGUGCUGGAGGAGGUGCCGGAGGUGGAGUUGGCGGUGGAGGUAGUGGUGGAGCUAGAGCUGGAGGAGGAGCUGGUGGUAGUGUUGGAGCCGGAGGAGGUGUAGGAGUUGGUGGUGGAGGAGGUAUAGGCGGUGGUGUAGGAGGUGGAGUCGGUGGUGCUGCUGGAGGUGGAGUCGGUGGUGCUGCUGGAGGUGGAGGUAGUGCUGGUGGUGCUGGAGGAGGGGCCGGAGGUGGAGUUGGCGGUGGAGGUAGUGGUGGAGCUAGAGCUGGAGGAGGAGCUGGAGCCGGAGGAGGAGCUGGUGGUAGUGUUGGAGCCGGAGGAGGUGUAGGAGUUGGUGGUGGAGGAGGUAUAGGCGGUGGUGUAGGAGGUGGAGUCGGUGGUGCUGUUGGAGGUGGAGGUAGUGCUGGUGGUGCUAUUGGAGGGGGUGCUAGAGGUGGAGUUGGUGGUGGAGGUAGUGGUGGAGCUAGAGCUGGAGGAGGAGCUGGUGGCGGAGCUGGAGCCGGAGGAGGAGCUGGUGGUAAUGUUGGAGCCGGAGGAGGUGUAGGAGUUGGUGGUGGAGGAGGUAUAGGCGGUGGUGUAGGAGGUGGAGUCGGUGGUGCUGCUGGAGGUGGAGGUAGUGCUGGUGGUGCUGUUGGAGGGGGUGCUGGAGGAGGUGCCGGAGGUGGAGUUGGCGGUGGAGGCGGUGGUGUUGGUGGUGUUAUUGGAGGUGGUCUCGGAGGAGGUGUUGGUGGCGCUGUUGGAGGUGGUGGAGUUGGUUUAGGUGGUGGGGGCGGUCUUGUUGGUGGUGGAGGAGGAGGACUUGGUGGCGGUGGUGGAGGAGGACUUGGCGGUGGUGUUGGAGGUGGAGCAAAUGUUGGUGUAGGAGUUGGAGCCGGAGGCGGUGCAGGAGGAGGAGCUGGUGGUGGCGGUAGCGUUGGAAACCGACGGCACUAAAUCAAAAACGGCAGUGACCGUUAACAAUUUAGUACUCCAUGCACGUUACCUCUUUACUAGCUUGCAUGCACGCUCGUUGUUAUCACUUUUAUCAUAUUCUCCUUGUACUAAUAUAUAGUAAUGAAUAAAACUCUUUCCA
Messenger RNA from Arabidopsis arenosa, 3084 nucleotides. The record is from the annotation of a GenBank genome assembly. NCBI's taxonomy places the organism in Eukaryota, Viridiplantae, Streptophyta, Magnoliopsida, Brassicales, Brassicaceae.